AUGCUGGACCCUUCGUCCAGCGAAGAGGAAUCGGAUGAGAUCGUGGAGGAGGAGAGCGGCAAGGAGGUGCUCGGCUCGGCCGCGUCCGGCGCGCGCCUGUCUCCCAGCCGCACCAGCGAGGGCUCGGGCGGCGGCAGCGGCGCCGGGCUUGGGGGCGGCGGCGGUGCCGGCGCCGGAGCCGGGGUGGGCGCCGGCGGCGGUGGGGGCAGCGGCGCGAGCAGCGGCGGCGGGGCCGGGGGGCUGCAGCCCAGCACCCGCGCCGGUGGCGGCCGGCCCUCCAGCCCCAGCCCGUCGGUGGUGAGCGAGAAGGAGAAGGAGGAGUUGGAGCGGCUGCAGAAGGAGGAGGAGGAGAGGAAGAAGAGGCUGCAGCUCUAUGUGUUCGUGAUGCGCUGCAUCGCCUACCCCUUCAACGCCAAGCAGCCCACCGACAUGGCUCGCCGGCAGCAGAAGAUCAGCAAACAGCAGUUGCAAACAGUCAAGGACCGGUUUCAGGCUUUCCUCAAUGGGGAAACCCAGAUUGUGGCUGAUGAAGCCUUCAUGAACGCCGUCCAGAGUUACUAUGAGGUGUUCCUGAAGAGCGACCGUGUGGCCCGCAUGGUCCAGAGCGGGGGCUGCUCCGCCAAUGACUCCAGGGAGGUCUUCAAGAAGCACAUUGAGAAAAGGGUGCGCAGCCUGCCCGAGAUAGAUGGCCUCAGCAAGGAGACCGUGCUGAGCUCCUGGAUGGCCAAGUUUGAUGCCAUCUACCGUGGGGAAGAGGACCCCAGGAAGCAGCAGGCCCGGAUGACAGCCAGCGCAGCCUCUGAGCUGAUUUUGAGCAAGGAGCAACUCUACGAGAUGUUCCAGAACAUUCUUGGGAUCAAGAAGUUUGAACAUCAGCUCCUAUACAAUGCAUGCCAGCUGGACAAUCCAGAUGAGCAAGCAGCCCAGAUCAGACGAGAGCUGGAUGGACGUCUCCAAAUGGCAGACCAAAUAGCCAGGGAGCGCAAAUUUCCCAAAUUUGUAUCCAAAGAGAUGGAAAACAUGUACAUUGAGGAGCUGAAGUCAUCUGUCAACCUGCUCAUGGCCAAUUUGGAGAGCAUGCCGGUGUCCAAAGGUGGAGAGUUCAAACUUCAGAAACUCAAACGCAGCCACAACGCUUCCAUCAUCGACAUGGGUGAGGAGAGUGAGAACCAGCUCUCCAAGUCAGAUGUCGUGCUGUCUUUCUCCCUGGAGGUGGUGAUCAUGGAAGUCCAAGGCCUCAAAUCCUUGGCUCCCAAUCGCAUUGUGUAUUGCACCAUGGAGGUGGAAGGAGGAGAGAAACUACAGACCGACCAGGCCGAGGCUUCUAAACCAACCUGGGGCACCCAGGGCGACUUCUCGACAACUCAUGCACUGCCCGCUGUGAAGGUGAAGCUGUUCACAGAGAGCACAGGGGUCCUGGCCUUGGAGGACAAAGAGCUCGGACGGGUUAUUCUCCACCCUACCCCAAACAGCCCCAAACAGUCAGAGUGGCACAAAAUGACAGUCUCCAAAAACUGCCCCGAUCAAGACCUCAAAAUCAAACUUGCUGUCCGAAUGGAUAAGCCUCAAAACAUGAAGCAUUCUGGGUAUUUAUGGGCCAUCGGUAAGAAUGUCUGGAAGAGAUGGAAGAAGAGGUUUUUUGUAUUGGUCCAGGUCAGUCAAUACACGUUUGCUAUGUGCAGUUAUCGGGAGAAAAAAGCGGAGCCUCAGGAACUUCUACAGCUGGAUGGCUACACUGUGGACUACACCGACCCCCAGCCAGGAUUAGAGGGUGGCCGAGCCUUCUUUAAUGCAGUCAAAGAAGGAGACACCGUGAUAUUUGCAAGUGAUGACGAACAAGAUCGGAUCUUGUGGGUCCAAGCCAUGUAUCGGGCCACUGGGCAGUCACAUAAGCCAGUGCCCCCGACCCAAGUCCAGAAACUCAACGCUAAGGGAGGGAACGUGCCUCAGCUGGAUGCCCCCAUCUCCCAAUUUUACGCAGAUAGAGCUCAAAAACAUGGCAUGGAUGAAUUUAUCUCUUCCAACCCCUGUAACUUUGACCACGCUUCCCUCUUUGAGAUGGUGCAACGCCUUACUUUGGAUCACAGACUUAAUGAUUCCUAUUCUUGCCUGGGCUGGUUCAGUCCUGGCCAGGUGUUUGUCCUAGACGAGUAUUGCGCCCGAAAUGGAGUCCGAGGGUGUCACCGACAUCUCUGCUACCUCAGAGACUUGCUUGAACGGGCAGAAAAUGGCGCCAUGAUUGACCCCACUCUCCUUCACUACAGCUUUGCCUUCUGUGCGUCCCAUGUCCAUGGGAACAGGCCUGAUGGAAUCGGAACCGUGACUGUUGAAGAGAAGGAACGUUUUGAAGAAAUCAAAGAGAGACUCCGAGUUCUAUUGGAAAAUCAGAUUACACAUUUUAGGUAUUGCUUUCCAUUCGGUCGACCUGAAGGGGCUUUAAAAGCUACUCUAUCACUCUUGGAAAGGGUUUUGAUGAAAGAUAUUGUUACCCCCGUACCACAAGAGGAGGUAAAAACAGUCAUCCGGAAAUGUCUAGAGCAGGCUGCUUUAGUCAACUACUCCCGGCUCUCAGAAUAUGCUAAAAUCGAAGAGAAUCAAAAGGAUGCAGAAAAUGUAGGCCGAUUAAUCACUCCUGCCAAAAAGCUCGAAGACACAAUCCGUCUUGCUGAACUAGUCAUUGAGGUUCUCCAACAGAAUGAGGAGCACCACGCGGAGCCACAUGUUGAUAAAGGAGAAGCCUUUGCGUGGUGGUCAGACUUGAUGGUGGAGCAUGCGGAGACGUUCCUGUCACUCUUUGCAGUGGAUAUGGAUACGGCGUUAGAGGUGCAGCCCCCAGACACAUGGGACAGUUUUCCACUGUUUCAGCUGCUGAAUGAUUUUCUCCGUACUGAUUAUAAUUUGUGCAAUGGAAAAUUUCACAAACACCUGCAAGACCUGUUUGCCCCACUUGUGGUUAGAUAUGUGGAUUUGAUGGAGUCCUCAAUUGCACAAUCCAUUCACAGGGGCUUUGAGCGGGAGUCAUGGGAACCAGUCAAGAGUUUAACCAGUAACCUACCCAAUGUGAACCUACCCAAUGUGAACCUUCCCAAAGUACCAAAUCUACCAGUUAACAUCCCUCUAGGCAUCCCACAAAUGCCUACUUUUUCGGCACCGUCAUGGAUGGCUGCUAUAUAUGAUGCUGAUAAUGGAUCAGGCACUUCAGAAGAUCUGUUCUGGAAACUCGAUGCCCUUCAGACCUUCAUUCGGGACUUGCACUGGCCCGAAGAAGAGUUUGGAAAGCACCUAGAACAACGGCUGAAGCUGAUGGCAAGUGACAUGAUUGAAUCUUGUGUCAAAAGAACCAGGAUUGCAUUUGAAGUUAAGCUGCAAAAAACCAGUCGAUCAACAGAUUUUCGAGUCCCACAGUCAAUAUGCACCAUGUUUAAUGUUAUGGUUGAUGCCAAAGCUCAAUCAACAAAACUUUGCAGCAUGGAAAUGGGCCAAGAGCAUCAAUACCAUUCAAAAAUAGAUGAACUAAUUGAAGAAGCUGUUAAAGAAAUGAUAACACUCUUGGUUGCAAAGUUCGUUACUAUCUUGGAAGGAGUACUGGCAAAAUUAUCCAGAUAUGACGAAGGGACUUUGUUUUCUUCUUUUUUGUCAUUUACCGUGAAGGCAGCUUCCAAAUAUGUGGAUGUACCUAAACCCGGGAUGGACGUGGCCGACGCCUAUGUGACUUUCGUCCGUCACUCUCAGGAUGUCCUCCGUGAUAAGGUCAAUGAGGAGAUGUAUAUAGAAAGGUUAUUUGAUCAAUGGUACAACAGCUCCAUGAACGUGAUCUGCACCUGGUUGACAGACCGGAUGGACUUACAGCUUCACAUUUAUCAAUUGAAAACACUAAUUAGGAUGGUAAAGAAAACCUAUAGAGAUUUCCGAUUGCAAGGGGUCCUGGACUCGACCUUAAACAGCAAGACCUACGAAACCAUCCGGAACCGGCUCACUGUGGAGGAAGCCACUGCAUCAGUGAGCGAGGGUGGGGGCCUGCAGGGGAUCAGCAUGAAGGACAGCGACGAGGAAGACGAGGAAGAUGACUAGAAGGCUAGGGCCUGGAGUCCUUUGGGACAAAGUCCUGUAAUCAAUGCAUGUCCUUAGUCUGUUAGUUAACCCCAGUAGGGAAUUUUCUGUCAACUACCAUGCCCAUGAGAUGUUUACCAAUACAAUUGCCAUUUUAGCUAUGUGGUACCAAGAUUAGCAAAUGACCUUCCACCCCACUGAUUUCCUGAUUCCAUGUCUGUAUGUUUACAAGCAAUAUGGAGCACCAUUCUUUAAAAACUGUUCAUGGAGAAUACAUAGUCCAACUGCUAGGUGUGUUCCUGUUCUCAGAAAAGUUAAAUGAUGCUUCAUUAAUAUACUGUGUAUGCACUGAUGGUAAACGGAUGUGAGGGCAAGUACACCAAGUAUUUCACUUCUCUGUUUCGCGUUAUGUGGAUGCCAGUUAUUUAAACGAGUACAAUAAAUUCAUGUAAGACACAUAGAUCUGCUUUGGUUUUUUGAAAACAAAGGCAAGCCUCCAGCAAGCCACCUUUUUGGUUCUUUGUGUUCCCCCGAAACUAAAAACUGAACCCCCGUUUUCCUUGUUAACUCAUCCUUUCACGGAUCCAUGUAGUUAGCCAAAAAACAAACAAACAAACAAACAAACAAACAAACAAACAAAGGUGGCUAGAUACCAAUGGAUUGAUCUUGUCAUUUGCCACGGCAAGGGUGAUCCUCCCAUGAGCAAACACCAAGCACAGUUCAGAGCAACUGUCAUCUGUCCAAGUUUAUCCUCUUAAACGUCCCAUUUUGCUUUUAUGUUUCGAUAACCGUGUAUGUAAAAAACCUGAAUAUUUAAAUUACAACCCUAGACUAUAAAUGUGUUUAUAAUAAGAUAUGGAUAUUUCCUUCAGUAGACUGUCACCAUAAUUUAAAAUAUUUUGUUCCACACUGGUUUUUAUAUCUGUCAUGUACAUUGCAUUUUGGUCUGUAACUGCAUGA
Messenger RNA from Prionailurus viverrinus (fishing cat), 5010 nucleotides. It is a transcript of the gene CADPS, whose product is annotated as calcium dependent secretion activator. Bases 1 to 4071 code for a protein of 1356 amino acids. NCBI's taxonomy places the organism in Eukaryota, Metazoa, Chordata, Mammalia, Carnivora, Felidae. Gene Ontology annotation, biological process: dense core granule exocytosis; synaptic vesicle exocytosis; positive regulation of exocytosis. The record is from RefSeq and is a predicted model, not a curated record. Gene Ontology annotation, cellular component: glutamatergic synapse. The transcript has 30 exons.